AUGCCUUCCCCUAUCAUAGCGGACGCAGCUACGCGGCCCUACACCUCCGCCGACGAAGUGGCCGCCGCCCACGCCGCCCUGGUCAGGACCUUCGCCGCGGGCAGGACCAAGGACCUGCGCUGGCGCAAGUGGCAGCUGAAGCAGCUGUGGUGGAUGUUCGACGACAACGAGCGCGCGAUCGCGCAGGCGCUGGCCCUGGACAUGGGCCGGCCCGAGCUCGAGGCCCGCGUCGAGGUGGCCCAGGUCAAGGCCGAGAUCCUGCUGCACCUCGACCACCUCGAGGAGUGGGCCGCCGACGAGCCCGUGCGCGAGGCCGGAUUCCUCCUCGGGACGCUCGGCGGGGCGCGCGUGCGCCGGGAGCCGCGGGGCGUGGCGCUGCUGAUCGGCGCCUGGAACAUGCCGUUCAAGGUGACGCUGGCGCCGCUCGUCGCCGCCGUCAGCGCGGGCUGCUGCGCCGUGGUCAAGCCGUCGGAGCUGGCGGUCGCGUCGCAGAACAUCAUGGCCGACCUCGCGGCGCGGUACCUCGACCCGGAGGCCGUCCGCGUCGUGACCGGCGGCGCCGCGGAGACGGGCGGCAUCCUGGAGCUGCCGUUCGACCACGUCUUCUACACCGGCAGCGGCAGGGUCGGCCGGCUCGUGGCGGCGGCGGCGGCGCGGCACCUGACCCCGACGGUCAUGGAGCUCGGCGGCACGAACCCGGCGGUCGUGACGGCGUCGGCCGACGUCGACCUGGCGGCCAAGCGCAUCGCCUUUGCGAAGCGCGCGCUGGCCGGCCAGAUCUGCACCACGGUGAACCACAUCUUCGCGGACCCGGCGGUGCACGACGAGCUCGUCGAGAGGCUGGCAUACUGGACGAGGGAGCUGUGCAAGGACGACGAGGGCAGGCUGCAAGAGGUGUCCCAGACCGUCAGCGAGCGACAUUACGAACGGGUCACGAGGCUGUUGGAGAGCACCAAGGGUACAGUCCAUAGGGCGCACGAGCCGGACUCGAAGCGGAACCUGAUUGCGCCGACGACUGUGUCGGACAUCGGCCCCGACGACCCGAUCAUGAGCGAGGAACUCUUUGCUCCGGUCUGCGCCGUCCUGAAGGCGACUUGUCAGGAGGCUGUCGCCAAGAUCAACUCCAAGGACCGCGCUGAGAUCAACUACAUCCUGGACAAUACCAGCUCCGGCGGCGUGACCAUCAACGACACCUUCUUCCACGGCCUUGUCGAGGGCGCCCCGUUCGGCGGCGUUGGCGGCUCGGGCCACGGCUACUACCACGGCAAGCACGGCGUCCGCGAGUUCACCUACCAGCGCGCGGUGGUCGAGAUACCUCUGUGGCUGGAGCCUCUCCUCUCGUCGCGCUACUCUCUCGCGGCGGACAAGAACCCGAUGAGCCAGCUCGUGAAGCUGCCGCGCGGCCGUCGGUUCCGGCGGGGUGAGACGCUGCAGGACCAAGUUGUCGGGCAGAGAGGCCCAUCAGCGCCGGUCAAGCUCGCCCUUGUGAUAGCGGUCGUGGGGGUUGUGGGUAGCCAGCUGUUUCCGGCGAAGAUCGGCCGGUUCCAUGGCUUUGCGAGGUGGCUAGAAGCGACAGUUCGUGCCUGGUUGUGA
Thyridium curvatum is the source of this 1593-nucleotide messenger RNA. RefSeq lists its product as uncharacterized. The transcript is spliced from 3 exons. Gene Ontology annotation, biological process: aldehyde metabolic process. Gene Ontology annotation, cellular component: cytoplasm. The record is from RefSeq and is a predicted model, not a curated record. Gene Ontology annotation, molecular function: aldehyde dehydrogenase (NAD+) activity. The coding region runs from base 1 to 1593 and encodes 530 amino acids. NCBI's taxonomy places the organism in Eukaryota, Fungi, Ascomycota, Sordariomycetes, Thyridiales, Thyridiaceae.